UCUCAGACCCAACCUCCCUUCCAAGUUCCAAUCAUGGCUUCUUACAACCCAUUUCCAAAGUCCAUAAGCCUCUUUUAUCUCUUAGUGAUAACCAAUUUCUUCCCAGUUACCGGUGUCAAAUUCGACCUCACCAGUUUCAGUUCUUGUGAAUCUGAUAUAAGAUGUGAUAGAGCUUUCGUUGAAGACCAAGUCAUCAAACUCACCGGCAACAAGAAGCAGGUCAAAACGGACCUUGUAGGUCGAGCCACGUAUUCCAUUCCUAUGCACCUGUGGGACAAGGCAUCCGGAAACCUCACAGAUUUCACUACCCAUUUUUCCUUUGUCAUUGAUUCUCAAAAUAAUACCAAUUAUGGAGAUGGUCUUGCGUUCUUCCUAGCUCCUCAGGGUUCAAAGAUUCCUGUUCGCAGCAGCGGCGGGGCUAUGGGUCUUGCAAGGGAUGACCAGCUGCUAAACUCGACGGACGAUCCUUUUGUCGCCGUGGAGUUUGACAUCUAUCCAAACAAACCAUGGGAUCCGCCCGGGUGGCCCGGUGUGCAUUUAGGUAUUGAUAUAAACUCCUUGAAUUCUUCUGCUAAUGUGUCAUGGGAGAGGGGGUGGGCUAAUACCUCUAUUACUCAAGGGAUAACUAAUGAAGCUUGGAUUAGUUAUAAUUCUACUUCUCAUAAUUUGAGUGUUCUCCUCACGGGUUCAAUAAACAGUUCUACUGUAGAGCAGUCCCUUUCUUACAUUGUUGAUUUGAGAGAACAUAAUCUAACUGAAUGGGUAACUUUUGGAUUCUCGGCCGCAACAGGAUCUUCUCCUGCAAUGCAUAACAUUCUCACAUGGAAUUUUAGUUCUACUUUGGAAGAUAAUGUAACCAACCCAACAGUGGUAGGCAGUCCGAGUCCAAAUCCUACCCCCAACCCAAGGAAAAACAACAGGUUUGGGUUAGCUGUGGGGUUGGGUGUUGGUGGAUCUUUUUUGUUUGGUGGGUUGGCCUUAAUUCUGUUUUGCUUUUGGAAAAGGAAUAGGAGUCACACAGAAGAGGAUCUUGCCCUUGAUAAUUGCAUGGAUGAGGAAUUUCAAAGAGGGACAGGACCAAAGAAGUUCUCAUUUAAAGAAUUGGCUCAUGCCACGAAUAAUUUCAAUGAUGAAGAAAAGCUCGGUCAGGGUGGAUUUGGUGGGGUUUAUAGAGGAUUUUUAAGGGAUUCAAACUCUUUUGUUGCUGUUAAGAGGGUGUCAAAAGGGUCCAAACAAGGGAUAAAGGAGUACGUAUCAGAAGUUAAAAUCAUUAGUAGAUUGAGACAUAGGAAUUUGGUGCAGCUCAUUGGCUGGUGCCAUGAAAAAGGAGAACUCUUACUCGUCUAUGAGCUCCUGCCCAAUGGAAGCUUAGAUUCACAUCUUUUUACACAAGGGAGCUUAUUGGUAUGGGCAAUGAGGUACAAAGUUGCUCAAGGAUUGGCAUCUGCAUUGUUUUACUUGCAUGAAGAGUGGGAGGAAUGCGUUGUGCAUAGAGAUAUAAAAUCAAGCAACAUUAUGCUUGAUUCAAACUUUAAUGCCAAACUUGGGGAUUUUGGGCUAGCGAGGUUUGUGGACCACCUGAAAGGGUCACAAACCACUGUUUUGGCAGGUACCAUGGGCUACAUGGCUCCUGAAUGUGUCACAACCGGUAAAGCUAGCAAGGAGUCAGAUGUCUAUAGUUUUGGAAUUGUCGCAUUAGAAAUUGCUUGUGGAAGAAAGCCAAUCAAUCCCAAAGCCCCUGAAGAUCAAGUAGUCAUGGUGGAGUGGGUUUGGGAGCUCUAUGGAGUUGGAAAAGUACUUGAAGCAGCUGAUCCAAGGCUAGGGGGAGAUUUUGAUGAGCAACAAAUGGAGCGCUUGAUGAUUGUUGGGCUUUGGUGUGCUCAUCCGGAUCGAAACCUUCGGCCUUCAAUAAAGCAAACAAUUGAUGUACUCAAUUUUGAGACUCCAGUUCCUGUUCUCCCAUCAAAUAUGCCAGGGCUACCACAUCUUACCCCUAUAAUGAGUAGACAUGCAAUGUCACUUUCUAUAUCGAGCGGUUCUGCUGAUUAUGACGGAGGACAGAAUCAAUAUUCCAGCAAUAAUUACACAAACUCCUCCCUUUUCUCUUCAUCCUCUGCAACUUCUCAAUCUGCAUCACUUCUGCAUACGCGUUAAAGUGGUUGGAGGUACACUUGAGAUUCUCAUUGUUUGAUUAGGUGUUAAAUUUUUCUCCUACAUUAUCACUUCUUUGUGUUUUGUUUUACAUUUUAGUUUAACCAAUGCU
Corylus avellana is the source of this 2263-nucleotide messenger RNA. The record is from RefSeq and is a predicted model, not a curated record. NCBI's taxonomy places the organism in Eukaryota, Viridiplantae, Streptophyta, Magnoliopsida, Fagales, Betulaceae.